GUCAGUUGCGCGCGCGCAUCGAAUUCAGUGCCAUCGAUUUAAUUAAGACAUUACGUGUUAGCGAUACGUGAGUUGUGAAUAAGUGAUAAAUAAUUUUAAAAAUAAAAUAAAAAAAAUGGAGCCGCUUCAAGUGGAUGUUGUCCAUUUCUAUCCAAGGGAGAACGCACAACCACAUAAUACUGUCAAAUUUGAGGCAGUAAACGAUGAAAGCCCCACGAGCACAAUUGUGCGGAGAGGUCAACCCUUUAAUGGAGUCAUCAGAUUCACGAGACCCUAUGAUGAAAACGACGAUCUUAUUCAAUUCGUUUUUACUCUUGGUGACAAACCACUUCAUGAUACUAUGGGAUCCAUGUUCUUGAAACGUGACGCUGUUCCAGACAAAUACACAUGGACCGCUAAGUUACUGGACGUUCAGGAAAACACUCUAUCUUUUGAGAUAUCAACACCAGUAACAUUACCAAUUGGUUCCUGGGCAUUACGAGUUGUCACUAGAAUGAAGAGCGCACCCGUCCGGGAGAUUUAUGACUUUGACCAGGACUUAUACAUACUUUUCAACCCAUGGAUACCAGAUGACCAAACUUUCAUGGAAGAUACCGCUCUUCUUCAGGAGUACGUCUUAAAUGACGUAGGCAAAGUCUGGGUUGGUCCCAUUAAGACCACACGUGGCAAGCCAUGGUUAUACGGCCAAUUCGAUGCUGUGGUUUUGCCGGCAUGUAUGUUUAUGCUUGACAGAGCGGAGAUGCCGUUCCACCAACGCGGCGAUCCAGUUAAGGUGGCUCGAGUUAUAUCCCGUAUUGUUAAUUCGAACGAUGAUGCUGGAGUCCUUGUGGGACGUUGGGAUGGCCAGUAUGAAGAUGGAACAGCUCCGUCUGAGUGGACUGGCUCUGUUGAUAUAUUGGCCCAGUACUUGGAAACUCAACAGGAAGUGCCGUAUGGACAGUGCUGGGUGUUCGCUGGCGUUGUUACCACAGUCUGCCGUGCCCUUGGAAUCCCGUCCCGCGUGGUCUCCAACUUGGUGUCAGCUCACGACGCGAACAGCUCCCUCACUGUAGAUAAAUACUACACGGAGACUAUGGAAGAGUUGGACUAUGACCCUAAUAACCCACAAGGAGCGGAUUCAAUCUGGAACUACCACGUAUGGAAUGACGUAUGGAUGGCGAGACCUGAUCUUCCUCCAGGUUACGGCGGCUGGCAGGCCGUAGAUGCAACUCCACAAGAAACUUCUUCUGGCAUGUACCAGUGCGGUCCAGCACCAUUGGAAGCUAUCAAGCAAGGAGUUAUCGGUGUGGCCCAUGAUGUCGAGUUUAUGCUUGCUUCAGUCAAUGCUGACCUAAUGAGGUGGAGACGAGACCCAGAGGCGGAAAGCGGCUUCUCAAUGGUCGAUACAAAUAACUAUCACAUUGGUCGAAUGGUUUUAACAAAGAAGCCAUACGUGUUCGACCCUCUUGGUGAUGCUGAUAGACAAGACAUCACAGGUGAAUACAAACAUAGAGAAGGUACAGCCAGCGAGCGAUUGGCGCUUAUGAAUGGAGUAAGAUACUCUGAGAGGGCUAAGAGGUACUAUGCUGUGGCAGCAAGUCUUUCCAAUGACAUCGUCUUUAAACUAAGAGACAUAGAUACAGUGCCCAUCGGACAAGCUUUCAGAGUUACAAUUGAUAUUGAAAAUACUUCUGAAACUGAGGGUCGCAAUAUAAAGGCUGCGCUAACAGCAAGCAGUGUGUACUACAACGGUGUCAAGUCUGAUGUAGUCAAGAAGGUCGAAGGAAAGCUUUUCGUUGGACCGGGCAAAAACGAGCAAGUGAGCAUCUUGGUCCAGGCUGAGGACUAUUUGCCGAAAUUGGUUGAAUACUGUAACAUGAAGAUAUCGGCCAUGGCCAUCGUAGACGAGACCAAACAGUCCUGGGCUGAUGAUGACGACUUCCAAAUCCUCAAACCCAAUAUCAACAUAAAAUUCAACGAAGACCUUAUUAUCAACCAGCCAACAACGAUAGUGCUGUCGUUUGUCAAUCCCCUGGACCGACCUUUAACGGGUGGUGAGUUCCGUUUGACGUCAUCAGGCAUCGCAGGUCGGACCUUCAGAGUCAACGCAGCUGACGUACAACCUAAAGAAACAUUGACAACCGAAUUGCCUGUACAACCUAAUAAACUUGGAAAAAUAAACUUCGUCGCUACAUUCAAAUCGACAGAGCUUAAGGACAUCAAUGGAGCGGCAACAGGAGAGGUGUAUGAAGGAUGAAUUAUUAUAUAAAGAUUCUUUUAACUUGAAAUAUAUAAAAACGUUACUAUUAAUAUUUUUACGCUAUAAGUAUUUACAUAAUGUAGAUUAUGCUUUAUAUAUCUGUCACAAAAUUUCGAUUAUUUUAACUAAUUAGCGGUUAACUAUCUACGCUGGUUUCACACAACGUCAAUUGUCAAUUUGACAUGUGUAACCUUGUGAUUGUAUAUCACGUGGCGCGCAAAUUCUAAAUUUGAAUUAUUCAGAAUGUCUUUAACCGUUUUGAAUCGACAGAUAAGGUAAAUAACAUUGUAAGUGCAUACUUGAAACCUUAAAUAGGCAAUGAAUGUGUCAUAAUUAUUUUUAACUUUAUAUAAACUUAAAAGUAUAGUAAUACCGCGAAUUCUGUACUCUUUUUCAAGUCCUGGAAUUAUAUACAAAUGAAAGAUAUUUAAAAUAUACUCAUAGAAUAAGUAUGAUGCCAUUGAAUGGCGAUAUGGUAGCUUUAUUUUUCUACUCUUUUAUAAAUAAAACAAUAUUUAU
This is a messenger RNA of Pieris brassicae (large cabbage white), 2758 nucleotides long. Its product is annotated as hemocyte protein-glutamine gamma-glutamyltransferase-like. Lineage: Eukaryota; Metazoa; Arthropoda; Insecta; Lepidoptera; Pieridae. The transcript is spliced from 15 exons. Gene Ontology annotation, molecular function: protein-glutamine gamma-glutamyltransferase activity. Gene Ontology annotation, biological process: peptide cross-linking. The coding region runs from base 116 to 2236 and encodes 706 amino acids. The record is from RefSeq and is a predicted model, not a curated record.